GUCCCAAUUAAUGGAUUCUGACAUGGAUUAUGAGAGGCCAAACGUAGAAACUAUCAAGUGCGUCGUGGUCGGGGACAACGCGGUGGGCAAGACCCGGCUCAUCUGUGCCCGCGCCUGCAACGCCACGCUCACCCAGUACCAGCUCCUCGCCACCCACGUGCCCACGGUGUGGGCCAUCGACCAGUACCGCGUGUGCCAGGAGGUGCUGGAGCGCUCGCGGGAUGUGGUAGAUGAUGUUAGCGUGUCCUUGCGGCUCUGGGACACCUUCGGUGACCACCACAAGGACAGGCGCUUCGCCUAUGGCAGGUCCGACGUGGUGGUUUUGUGCUUCUCCAUCGCGAACCCCAACUCCCUGCACCACGUGAAGACCAUGUGGUACCCGGAGAUCAAGCACUUCUGUCCCCGCGCCCCCGUCAUCCUGGUGGGCUGCCAGCUCGACCUGCGCUACGCCGACCUGGAGGCCGUCAACCGGGCACGGCGCCCCUUGGCCAGGCCCAUCAAACCCAACGAGAUCCUUCCCCCGGAGAAGGGGAGGGAGGUCGCCAAGGAGCUGGGGAUCCCCUACUACGAGACGAGCGUGGUGGCCCAGUUUGGCAUCAAGGACGUCUUCGACAACGCCAUCCGCGCCGCCCUCAUCUCCCGCCGCCACCUGCAGUUCUGGAAGUCCCACCUCCGCAACGUCCAACGGCCCCUGCUCCAAGCCCCCUUCCUGCCCCCCAAGCCCCCUCCUCCCAUCAUCGUGGUGCCGGACCCCCCGUCCAACAACGAGGAGCGCCCGGCCCACCUCCUGGAGGACCCCCUGUGCGCGGACGUCAUCCUGGUGCUGCAAGAGAAGAUCAAAAUCUACGCACACAAGAUCUACCUCUCCACCUCCUCCUCCAAGUUCUACGACCUGUUCCUCAUGGACCUGAGCGAGGAGGACCAGCAGAGCGCCGCGGGGCACGGCUUCGGGGUCGCCGUCACGGCGGCGGCCGAGCGGAUGCUGCACCAAGAGGAGAGGCACCACGGGCGGGAUUUCCUCCUCCGGGCCGCCAGCUUCGAUAUCUGCGAGAGCGCCGAGGAGGCCGGCUCCAGCCAGCGCAAACCGUGCCUUAGAGCCUCCACCAGUGACGGGAUCCUGCGGGGGAAGCGCUACGAGAACGGGGAGCGCGGGCUGAAGAGGGGCCGGGACCUCUCCUCGUGGAGCCGGGCCUUCAUCAGCAUCCAGGAGGAGAUGGCGGAAGACCCGCUGACCUACAAGUCCAAGCUGAUGGUGGUGGUGAAGAUGGACGCUUCCAUCCAGCCGGGUCCUUUCCGGGCCGUGCUGAAGUACCUGUACACCGGCGAGCUGGACGAGAAGGAGCGGGACCUGAUGCACAUCGCGCACAUCGCUGAGCUCCUCGAGGUGUUCGACCUCCGCAUGAUGGUGGCCAACAUCCUCAACAACGAGGCGUUCAUGAACCAGGAGAUCACCAAAGCCUUCCACGUCCGGAGGACCAACCGGGUGAAGGAAUGCCUGGCCAAGGGGACUUUUUCGGAUGUCACCUUCGUGCUGGAUGACGGUGCUAUCAGUGCCCACAAGCCCCUGCUCAUCUCCAGCUGCGACUGGAUGGCCGCGAUGUUCGGCGGCCCCUUCGUGGAGAGCUCCACCAACGAGGUGGCGCUUCCUUACACCAGCAAGAGCUGCAUGCGGGCCGUGCUGGAGUACCUCUACACCGGGCAGUUCAGCUCCAGCCCCGACCUCGACGACAUGAAGCUCAUCAUCCUGGCCAACCGCCUCUGCCUGCCCCACCUGGUGGCUCUCACCGAGCAGUACACCGUCACCGGCCUGAUGGAGGCAGCGCAGAUGAUGGUGGACAUCGACGGGGACGUGCUCGUGUUCUUGGAGCUGGCACAGUUCCACUGCGCCUACCAGCUCGCCGACUGGUGCCUGCACCACAUCUGCACCAACUACAACAACGUCUGCCGCAAGUUCCCCCGCGACAUGAAGGCAAUGUCGGGAGAGAACCAGGAGUACUUCGAGAAGCACCGCUGGCCGCCGGUGUGGUACCUGAAGGAGGAGGAUCACUACCAGCGGGCGAGGAAGGAGCGGGAGAAGGAAGACUACCUCCACCUCAAACGGCAGCCCAAGAGGCGGUGGCUCUUCUGGAACGCCUCCUCCUCCCCUUCCUCCUCUCCUUCAUCGUCGGCAGCCACAGCCUCCUCUUCCUCCUCCUCCUCCUCCUCCUCGGCUGUGGUUUGAAAGCCCGUCCUUGCCCUGGCUCCAGGAGACGGAUGGGGAGGAGGAAGAGGAGGAGGACGAAGGGUGGGAUGACCUGCCCCAGCACCGGGCGGGUGCCCCCAGGGGCACCCCGGGGAGACGGAGCGGGGUGCCCCCACGCCGCAGCGCCAGCGCCGCAGGACUGGCCCGGAGCAGCAGGAGAAACCCACGUUUACAGGAGCACAAGGGUUGUCUUGGGGUUUUCCUUUCAUUUUUGUUUCUAUCGACCAUCAAGCGCAUGAGGAAGAAGAAGAAACCCGUCCCGGUUCCACUUUAGUUUUUAAGCAGAAGCUGCAGGCUUGGGGUGGUUUUGGGGGACGCCGCCUCGACGCCCAUUGGACUUGCAGUGGGGCGAGGUGGGACCCCGGCCCCAAACCCCUCUGGGCUGCACCAGGGCUGAUCCCACAGGAUCCCCAAACCCCUCUGGGCUGCAUCUGGGCUGAUCCCACAAGGUGUCCCCCCCCCCAGGUCCCAUGGGGGGGCUGUCCCCGUGCGGGGAGCUCUGGGGAAAAGGAGCCCUCUCCUCCCCGCAUCUCCCCCCGGGGGCUUGGCCCGCAGCAGCGCAGAGAGCAGACUUCUAUUUUAUUUUUUAAAGAAAAUUUAAAGCAAAAAAUACCACAAAAAAAAACAACAACACCAAAACCCACCCCCAGAAACCACCCCCGGGCCCUUCAGCUUGGGCUCGGAGCCUGGGAGGCUCCAUUGUAAUAAAUGGUAUUUUAAAAGCC
Molecule: messenger RNA, 2967 nt
Organism: Oxyura jamaicensis (ruddy duck)
Lineage: Eukaryota; Metazoa; Chordata; Aves; Anseriformes; Anatidae
Gene: RHOBTB2
Product: Rho related BTB domain containing 2
Exons: 9
Coding region: 11-2221 (736 amino acids)
Biological process (GO): small GTPase-mediated signal transduction
Molecular function (GO): protein binding; GTPase activity; GTP binding
Source: RefSeq, a predicted model, not a curated record